UGUUGUCAUCUCCGCCCCUAUCUGAUUAAACCACACAGCCCGCCUGUGCUCCACGCCGUCAGAGGAGAGGGAUUUUUCGGCCGCAGAUUCGCGAGCGGACCCGUGGAGACUCAGCUACUCUUUUUGUUUUUCCUCAUGAUGUCAUUUAUACACAAACAGUGACCCGGUUUGAGUCAAUGUUGCUGCGACUGGUGCGCUCUGCACACGCGUGGGUCAUGCUCUGCACCUGACAGCCCGACUGCAAGACUUUUGAGUUUAGACUUGAACAGGAGGAAAACUUAGCAUCGCCCCCAAGAAGUUGUCCACUGCUGCGGACUCUUCACCAACGGACUGUUGUAAACCAAAUUUAUAAAUAUUUGUUUUUUACUGCUUUAAGCUGCAUCACCGAGGCGAAACGGCGACUUCAGUCGAUUACCUUUCUUUCCUUUGCUAUCCAAUGGAUAUUCACUGCAAAGCAGACCCCUUCUCGGCGAUGCACCUGUCCCACGCAGGGCACGGCGGUGUGAACCAGCUCGGCGGGGUGUUUGUGAACGGCAGACCCCUCCCGGACGUGGUGAGGCAGCGGAUCGUGGAGCUGGCUCACCAGGGUGUCCGGCCCUGCGACAUCUCCAGACAGCUACGGGUCAGUCACGGCUGUGUCAGCAAAAUCCUCGGCAGGUACUAUGAAACCGGCAGUAUUAAACCCGGAGUCAUUGGUGGCUCCAAACCAAAGGUUGCAACUCCGAAAGUGGUGGAUAAAAUUGCUGACUAUAAGCGCCAAAAUCCAACCAUGUUCGCUUGGGAGAUAAGGGACCGACUACUGGCUGAGGGCGUCUGCGACAACGACACUGUCCCCAGUGUUUCAUCCAUCAACAGGAUUAUCCGCACCAAAGUCCAGCAGCAAUUCCACCCGUCCCCUGACGGAUCUGUUACGCCGCUCUCCACGCCCGGCCACACCAUAGUGCCCAGCACAGCCUCGCCCCCUGUGAGCAGCGCCUCCAACGAUCCCGUAGGAUCCUACUCCAUCAACGGCAUUCUGGGUAUCCCCCGCUCCAACAGCGAGAAGAGGAAGCGAGACGAGGUUCUCUGGAGUGGCAACCACAUGGAUGGAAGGAAAAUAGGACAUUAUGGCUCUGAUGGCUCAGGCCCGGGCAGCGACUCUCAGGGCAGUGUGGAGAGUCUAAGGAAGCACCUGCGAGCGGACGCCUUCACCCAGCAGCAGCUGGAGGCCCUGGACCGUGUGUUUGAACGUCCUUCUUACCCUGAUGUCUUCCCCACUUCAGAACACAUCAAACCUGAACAGGCGAAUGAGUACGCACACCCUUCCCUGAACGCUGGCCUGGAUGACGUGAAGCCGAGCCUUUCCUCCAGCGCGAGCUCCGACCUCGCCUCCAGUGUCUCCCAGAGCUACUCUGUUGUGACAGGUCGAGACAUGGCCAGCACCACCCUACCUGGCUAUCCGCCUCACGUCCCCCCCACAGGACAAGGCAGCUACCCCACCUCCACACUCGCUGGAAUGGUUCCUGGAGGGGACUUUUCUGGAAACCCUUACUCUCAUCCACAAUACACCACUUACAACGAAGCAUGGCGGUUCAGCAAUCCUGCAUUACUAAGUUCCCCUUAUUAUUAUAGUGCCGCAUCCCGUGGCUCCGCACCACCCACUGCUGCCACGGCCUACGACCGCCACUAGUUACUAUGGACACCAGCUCAAACUGCAGGGCCAGGGCUACGGCCUCCAUAUUGUCCCCGUCUGAGAAACACUGAGGUCAAAGGGAAGCGAUGUGGAAUCCUAAAGGAAACCCCGUGAUGUUACACGAUGUGGAGGAAGGUCGACGCCGAUGCAUCUAGCCCAGCUUCAGCGUCACACACUUUGGGUCAAAAGGGCCCGCGGGGCGUUCAGAACUCACCCAUCAUGCCCUCACUCUCUCACUGGCCCGAACAUUUCCAGAAUGACUUUAAGAGAUUAUAUAAAUAUAUAUAUUAUAAAAUAUAAAUUGAAGAAAAACAGUGUGAAGAAUACCAUGUGGAAAAAAAUGUUGUGGGUUUUUAUUUUUGUUUCUUUGUUGCUGUUGUUGUUGUUGUUAUUUUAUUCAUGGAUCCUCACAUUCCUUUUAUGUGAUGAACUGCAGUAUUUUUCUGCUCUAAAGAGAGAAGUCCAGGGGAGAUGGCAAUGGUCCCAUAGCUUGAUGAUGCAGCGAUAAACACAGCAUGUCCUACAACGUUUACUGACCCUAUAUAGACCAAUGGCAACAUCACACUCCCUGUGGAAAACAAUCAGAUGUAAAAAUGUAAAUCAUUUUGCAAAGUAUUAAAAACAUGGCGACCACAAAAUGGUCUCGCCAGAAUUUUAAAUACUUUAAAUUAUUUUUUUCUGUCACUAUUUUUUAAUGUAAAAAGAAAGGCUAUCAAAGAUUCCUUCAGAGUAGUUGUCACACUUCCCUCAUUAUCCAGUCAUGUCCAUGUCCAUGCAUGAUCGUCCUUUGCUCUUUUUUUGCACUAUAACCUCCGCUUAUUUAAUUUAUUUGGUACAUUCACUUAAAAUUAAGUUUAAUUAACCUACCAUUUUAAAACAUAAGUUGAUGCUAUUUAUGUUGGAUAGUGUAGGUGCAAAAACACAAAGCAGACAGACAGAAAGACAUGUUUUUGUGUGAACAUCUUCAAGUUUCUGAGGGGUUUGUAAGCCAUAGCCCUAUGGCUACAUGAACAAAUUCAAUUCUCCUGGGUUAUAAUCCAUUCAGCUACUUAGUCAUACCACUAGAUGCCUACAGUUUAGAAAGCUGUUUGCAGUUGAACGAACCAACUGUAAAUUAGCUUCAACAAUUGCCUUACAAGCCUGUUUUUUCAACGUAAAUUCAUGCCUGUUCAACUAAAUUAAUUGCCUUUACAAACACAUAUUCACCACCCUCCUUGAUUUACAUUCUACUCUCUGAAAGGGACUGAAAGGAAAUACUGAUUCAGUUUGCUUUUUGGAAAAUAUUUUGUGAAUGUACUUUUAACUACAUUUGCCAAAGACUUAGUUUGAUAUUUAAUAUUUUAUUUACAGUAUAUGUAUGCAUAAAUAAAGCAGUAUUAUCUUUGAAAUAAGUAGUCAACACUGAACAUGUAUGCCGUGACUUUUCAACAAGCGAACAACAUGAUGCAUAUGACCGUAAUGAAAAAGGUGAAAUUCAGUGACUCAAUACUCCGUCAGUUCCAACAAAAUGCUGCUUUGUAGAAUGAUUUGUGAAUAAUGUGAAGACAAUUCUUCUCUGUAAAUAAUAUCACACACACCAUUGCAGUAUCAUACUAAUGUACUGGCUCCCUUUGUAGAUAUUCAGACUGAAAAAAAUACAUGCAUUACAUUUGUGUCUUAAUGUAAUGUUGUGCUCUGAGGAAAGGCACAACUACUGUUUGACCUGUGGCUACACAUACUGUAGUAGCAGGUUUCAGAUGCUAACAUCACAUAGGUUGUCUUUGUCAUUUUAUUUUAUUUUCAUGAUAAUGUCAUGAUGAUGUUUUAUGUCACUAUGCAAUGAGUUAAAUGGCUUUCUGUAUCAUCUUUUGUUGUUGGGCUCAGAUUAAGUAAUCCCCAUGGAGAACAGCAUAUAAAUUAACAAAUACAAAAGACCUCCAGUGUGAAAUGGUUUUUCUCUCAUUUCGCUUUUGCUCCACAAAUUCCCUUAAAUGAAGAUGCGAUCAAACUGAAGUCCUUGGCAACAAUCAAAGAUAUCGUCCUGUUUGCUGUUAGUAGAUGUUGUAAUCAUUAUGUUAAUCCAAAUUACAGUCAUCUGUGCCUCCAUGUAUAAAAACACAUCCACACUUAUUACCAGUCACCCAUCUCUCCUCCCUCUCCCCCACUCUCUCUACCAAUACAACGCUUUAUCGUAAGGCAUCCAAGACAAAGUUUACUUUAGUUCCACACAAGCAAAUACAUCUUCUGGCACCAGGGUUAACUGUCGUUGCUGAGGGCACCAGAUAACAGAGACACAGACUGCAGUCCUGCUCUUCAGGAGAAGCUAUCCUCUACAAAUUGCACUUGGGAUUUGCCUAUUUCUGUCUACAUGUAGCUCGACAUAUCUGAAAAAGAAACACUGGGGCAGAGUGAAAGCCACCGUCAUUCAGGCAAAGUCUUUGCUUUAGGAAGCGGAGUACCUCUGAAGGAAAGGGUCUUCUGCUGUUGUAAAGAUGAUACAGGAGAUGUGUCAUGGACAUAAAAAGGAUUUCUGAUGAAAAUCUAUACGGAAAGCCUUGUGGCCUCAAUCAUUGUUCUGUUUCAGUUCUAUUCCAAUUCUUUUUGUGCACAUGAGAAAUAAAU
Cottoperca gobio is the source of this 4273-nucleotide messenger RNA. RefSeq names its product paired box 2a (gene pax2a). The record is from RefSeq and is a predicted model, not a curated record. NCBI's taxonomy places the organism in Eukaryota, Metazoa, Chordata, Actinopteri, Perciformes, Bovichtidae. The transcript has 11 exons. Gene Ontology annotation, biological process: anatomical structure development; regulation of transcription by RNA polymerase II. Bases 437 to 1669 code for a protein of 410 amino acids. Gene Ontology annotation, molecular function: DNA-binding transcription factor activity, RNA polymerase II-specific; RNA polymerase II cis-regulatory region sequence-specific DNA binding.